This is a messenger RNA of Rhizoctonia solani, 1452 nucleotides long. RefSeq names its product nitrosoguanidine resistance protein SNG1. The record is from RefSeq and is a predicted model, not a curated record. Gene Ontology annotation, cellular component: membrane. Bases 1 to 1452 code for a protein of 483 amino acids. Lineage: Eukaryota; Fungi; Basidiomycota; Agaricomycetes; Cantharellales; Ceratobasidiaceae. The transcript is spliced from 10 exons.
AUGGUGCGGGUUGCUCCAUCCGCACUAGACGAAAUGUCUACGACACCAACGCCCAACGCCGAGCAAACUCGCUCCUCCAAGGCUAGCACCGACCUUCCAAGGACCAUAACCCAACAAUCAAGAGAUACCAUGGUGGAGGAAGAAGAGGAACAGGAGGCAGCGAGGAGUAGCGUAUGGAAACCCGCUGAAGGCCCUGGCUCGAGACCACCCGCUCCGGAGAAGUUUGCCCAUACUAAUUGCUCCGCUUCGCAAAGUUUAUACCAAGAUUAUUCUUAUGACUCUUGCCUUGACGAUAAUUAUGAUGUGGAUCUGUCUUCCAGUAUAUGGGGAUCGUUGGCACGAAGUGCUACCCAUGCACCUUCGCUGAAAGCUUGGGUAAUCGACCGCGAUGGAGGUGAGAUCGGACAGGCUGUGGUUCAGGGGUUACUGGCUACUACACAGGUUGCUGCCGAUUAUGUGGAGGAUGUGGGCGAGGCGGUUCUUGACGAACAAGCAUGGGGUGCCGUUGUUGUUAACGCGGGUGCUACGGCUCGGCUCGCCGCCGCGCGAGCAUCUGGCGAUUCGUCAUACAAUCCUGCGUCAGCGGUUACAUUCUAUUACGCACAGGCGCGUAACGAGCAAGCAACUGGCUCUUAUGUUAAUCCUCUUACGACUGCGGCUCUUACUCAGAUCCUACAACAAUUCAAUGCGCGGUCAACCGCUUCAUACCUGGGCUCAAUCUCGGGAAACGCGACAGCCCUUCAAGCACUAACUGCUGCUCCCCAAACGCUGUCUGGUGUCUGGUGGACGACCAAUAACUUGCGGCCUUACAAUGCCCCUGUUGCAACCGCAAUCAUGCUCGUCGGUCAAAUCUACCUGUGCAUUUUCGCAUUCAUCAUGACCAUGUCUAAUGACGCUGCUCGCGGUAUCUUGGGACCCUUCCUGAAAUUACGAUCCUACCUCUACCUCCGCAUUCUAGUACCUCUCGGUCUCUACUUGCCUCUUUCCCUCGCAUUCGCCAUGGUUUCACUUCCGUUCCAUGCGCCAUUCGGAGCCAAAUAUUCUUAUGCAGGCGGAUUCUUCCUUUACUUCCUUUACACUUACAUGGGCAUGACGGCUCUCGGUUUGGCCACUGAAGCCAUGGUCACCAUCCUGACUCCCCGGUUCAUGGCUUUCUUCUUGAUUCCGUUGAUUAUUAGUAACGUAUCUGUCGCCACCUUGCCUUUUGAUUUACAACCGUGGUUCUACAAGUACGGCUAUGGAUUCCCUAUCUUUAACAACACUACCGCUGUGCGCACCAUUUUAUUCAACACCAAGAACCAUCUUGGUCGUAGUGCUGGUGUUAUCAUUGCUUGGAUCGUGCUGAGCUCCAUUACGCUUCCCUUGUUUACUAUCAUCAUGAGGCGUCGGGACGAGAGAGCGCACAAGCAGGCGAUGCUAGAGAAGAACGGAGGCGAAAAGGGUACCGUAUAA